Molecule: messenger RNA, 4269 nt
Organism: Neodiprion fabricii
Lineage: Eukaryota; Metazoa; Arthropoda; Insecta; Hymenoptera; Diprionidae
Product: kinesin-like protein KIF20B
Exons: 1
Coding region: 1-4269 (1422 amino acids)
Biological process (GO): microtubule-based movement; mitotic spindle assembly
Cellular component (GO): spindle microtubule; nucleus
Molecular function (GO): microtubule binding; plus-end-directed microtubule motor activity; ATP binding
Source: RefSeq, a predicted model, not a curated record
AUGGACAACAAGGAAAUCAAUUCUGCUCUGAAUAGCCAAGGUAGCCAAGAUGCCCUUGAAAGGCGAGAAACCGUAUCCCUCACCUCCCGUGAAUCCCAAUCAAACACAAAUUUCGAAGAGGAGAAGAACGAGAUAGGACUAAACAAAUCUGAAGAGGAUUCCAUCAUGACGCUUGGAUCGGAACCGAUGGCCUCGCAGACGAUCAAGGUUUACCUUCGAUUGAAGCCCUUCCCGCCAGAGAUCGAGCUUACAAAAGAACAAGAAGACGCUUAUACCAUCGUCAAUUCUACAACGUUGUUAACGAAAUUCCCGGGUCUCGACGUAAGCACGAGAUCCCUGAAGAAUGUCAAGGCGAACGAAAGGGUGUGCAGAACAUUUACCUUCACGUCUGCCUUCGGGCCGUCCAUCACCCAGAAGGAAUUGUUCGACGGAGCGAUCAAGCCUCAGGUCGAGGAUUUCUUAGCCGGACAAAGCUCGACUGUCAUGAGUUAUGGCACUUCCAAUUCAGGAAAGUCUUACACCCUUAACGGGGUCCCCUCGGCGCCCGGGAUCAUUCCAUUGAGUAUUAAUUUCGUGUUCCGUAACGCAAACUCAACGCUGUCAACGCCGUGGUACAAGCCGAUUUAUCAGAGUCACGUUAUUGGUUUGAGCUCGACGGAGCGAGUGCGCGAACUCGAGAUAAGAGACAAGCUGCUCUCUUUCCCGUUUCCGGAGAAGACGGAAUUUAUUAACGCCUACCAAACUAUGCGGGAGACGAUCAGAGCGACAGAGAGCGAUUCGACGCUGUCUCAUAAUGAGAACCUUAUGUACUCAGUUUGGAUUUCCUUCGCCGAGAUCUACAACGACGCUAUAUAUGAUCUGCUGUCAACUGACUGCCAGAAGAAAAAAGUACCGUUAAAAAUGGUGACGGACAAACAAGGCAGGACAUUUAUCAAGGACUUAAGAAUGGUCUACGUCAACUCCGAUGAGGAGGCAUAUCAGGUUUUACUAGCCGGACAGUUCAGGUCGAAGACCGCAGCCACGGCGCUGAAUUUUCGAAGCUCUCGUUCGCACUGUAUAUUCACGAUUAAACUCCUCAAGUAUUACGCGGAGAGCGCGACCGAGGACGUCGAAGUCAGCGCUUUGUCUUUCUGCGAUUUGGCAGGAUCAGGACGCUUGAAGAUGACGAAAAACGUGGGGGAUCGACUCAAGGAGACGCAGAAUAUAAAUACGAGUCUGUUGGUUCUUGGCAGAUGUUUGAAAUCUAUAUGGGAAGGACAGUCGUUGAGGCAAAAAUCGGAGCUGCUCGGACCGUUCCGCGAAUCAAAAUUGACACGGUUAUUUCAGAAAGCUUUAUCCGGGAAGGAGCAGAUCACUCUGAUCGUCAAUGUGAACCCUGUGCCAAGUUUGUACGCCGAGACGCAAAAUGUGCUAAAUUUUUCUGCCAUCGCAAAAAAAAUUAUCAUAGAACCGGCUAAGGAGGUUAAGAAAAAAAUGUUCACGACAAGAUUUUCGCGGGCCGUUUCGCAGAGUGUGAAAACUUAUACCGAUUGGGAUCACGCAGUGGUAGAAGAUCUUACGCACGAAGUUUAUCCGGAAAAGAGCGAAAACUGCGACUACGUUCUUCGCGAAUGUUACGAGGAUUUGAUAGCGGAACACGAAAAAUUACAGGGAGAGUACGCAGAGUUGAAAAAGUCUAUGAUAGACAAGGAUCUGGAAAUUCGCGAAGAAAUGGCCAACACUUAUACCGGGUUGAUAAACGACCUCGAGGCCAGCUGGAUGAGUCGUUCAAAGGACGUGGAAGAGCAGCAGGAGCAUCUUCUUGCCUGGUCGGUGAACCAAGUGGAAAAUUUUUACAAAGAAAAGCUAAACUGUCUGAACAGUAGGAAACGCAGGCGUUGGGACGACGGCGAUGCUGUUGACGACAGGGAAGCCGAUAUCCGAGAAAUGGAGGCUGAGAAUGCCAGUUUGACUGCGAAAAUUCUCGUUUCUAAAGAGACAAUUAAAGAGCUCAGAUCAGCCAGGGAAAAUGCAAUUGCCGAGAAAAAUAAAGCUGUCUUCGAGCUGUCACUCCUCAAGGAGGAACUGAGGGGCGUGAAAAAAAUGCUGGAAGCAGCUGAAAAUGAUAUUCGACGUAAGGAUGACGGAGCGCAUUUCACCGAGGAACUAAAGAGGCAACUUAACAGUAGAGAGGAGCGCAUUAAAAAUCUUAAAGAAUUUCUAAACGAGGCCAAGGAGGAGUACAUUAGGAUAACUUCGGACGCCCGUCGUAUGCAGGAAGAAUUGAUCGAGGCGAACGCGAAUCUCAUUGAGCAUGCCGAGAAGAUCGACGACCUUGAAGAGCAGCUGGACCAAUCGAGCGUGUGCUUGGCGGAACGAUCAAAGCGGCUAGACCAGAUUACGGAAAAAUUAGAGUGCCAAACCAAGCAGUUGGCCGAUGCUGAAGCGCGAGUGAUUUACACAGAGGGAGAGUUGAAGAAAUCUGAAUCUAUUCGGUUGAACCUAAUGGGCGCGGUUGAAGAUCUGAACAAGAUGCAUAAAGUUGGAUGCGUUCGUGCUCAGAAGAACUCUAAUCCUACCGAGCACAAUUUCGGCCUAUUUCCUUAUGAUGCUGAUUGUGAAUUAACCGUGACUGGACUUGAAGGCAUGAAAAUAAAUAGGGAAAUAACCAGUAUUGAAAUAGAAAAUUCACCCAUUCAAGGUGAAUUUGUGACAACGAAACGGUUCGAAAACACCAGAGACCGAAUUAUGAGUUUGGAUUCGCUAAACGAGGGAAUUUUUCAAAGGCAAGAUGCUAGUAGCACUGAUAACACUGACGGUUCUGUUUGUAACGAAUAUCAAAGCUCUUUCAAAUUCAGUACUGCCAGCGGUAUAGAUGAUUCUGGCAUUGCAGUGACCAUGAGCAGUGAAAAUCAAACUAUGGAACGAAUUAAUGAACCAGUAGGUACAGAUUUGGAAACCGAUGGCAGAAAUAGUAAACUGAGCAUUACUGGGUUAUAUAUUAAAAAUUCGGUGGGUGAACUACUGGAUAGGUUGCAGUUAAAAUUUGAUAAUUUGGGGAAUAGAAAACCAAUUCUCCAGAGGCCAGAAAAUGCCAAGCAGGAAGUAAAAAUCGUCGAAGCUAGUUUUGAGAGUAACGAAAUUCCACUAACAGAUAGAAGAAUAUCAACGGAGACGGAACUACGAUCACUCAGUUUUAACAACUUGGAAAAGGAUGCACGAGUAACAGAUAUUUUUGUGCAAUUGGAAGUAAAGGUAGUAAAUUGCGAGGCAAAAAUGGAAGCGUUUGAAAAAGACGUCAAGCUCCGACAAGACGAGGAAAGGCGUUACUUAGAUUCCUUGAACGACAAAGUAUCGAAGCUUGAAAAACAGCUGUCACAAACGAACAUACAAUCCGAAAAAACUGCCACAGUAUACUUCAAUGAGCAUGAGAUGAGAAUCGAUGAGUUGCAGAAAGAAAUUUCUGAAUUGAAGCAUCGGGAUCUGAUCAAGAUGCCGCCAAUGGAAGCAAGUAUGGACGUGACGCUGAGGAGUAGCAUCCAAAUGUUGAGCGAGUUAGAGCAAAGAGCCAAAACAUCUGAAGAUAUUUUAGCGAAGUGUCAGUUGCAGGCAGACCAUCAUCACAGACAAUUGCUUGCCAACAUGGAAAGACUGUCAUCCGUCGAAAGCAAAAUACAAAGCUGGCUGCUACAAGAGGUGAAAAAUAACGACACAGGUCACACCUCGAAUGAUCAAUCACUGACUGAUUUGCAACUAGUCAAGGAUGAAGAACGCUUUCUUAUUGUCGAAAAAAAUCUCCACCAAAUAGACGGAGUAGAUGUUAAGCACGUUCGUGAAAACAUGAAAAAAAUUGCCUCCGAAACGAAAGAUACUAUCCGAAAAGACGGAAAGUUCCUUGGAGAGCAACAAAUCGAGAAAUAUCAGAAGAACAAUGAUCAGAGAUUGUCAAAAAAUUUGGAACCCAAUUGCAAAUAUAGCGACGUUUCUUUGGAUGACGGAGCAUCUCCAACCAGAGUGGACCUUCUCGCAGCGUCGACGCCAACGCGGCAGAGUGGAGCUGACCAAUUUGAUGCCAAAUCAGCGCCGUUCGAUUGUCAAAGUAAAACUAUAACCCCAGUCCUACCUGUUGAAGAAGCAUCUCUAAUGGUCAGAGAUACGUUGAUCACCCGAUCAAACAUAAACGACACAGGCUCGUGUUUGGAGCCACCUGAGGUACAGACUGUAUUGCGUUCCCAAGAUAUUAUGAUUAUAAUAUUUAUUGUUAUCGUUCAUUUGUUCGAAUUGAUUUGA